UCACAAUACAUUGGCACGUGUUGUAAUAGAUAGUUAUUUUAAUACUUUUUGUCGAACAAUUUGCAAAAAUAUAAUUUGGUCGCUAUAUGAUCGCUAGGUUAGAGGUUACCAUCACUGAACAGUGCUUUGGUCGUAAGGUUACCCCAUCCGCAUUCGUAUUAUUCUGGAUAAGGUUUUAUUUUGGGCUCAUUUCCCUUUCGUGGAAAACAAAGAAAAAAAAACAAUAAUGAUGAUUCACUUUUACUCCUCUUCUCUCCACAGCUCGAAGUUCUUGGACGGAUUCAGAUAUCAUAGCCUAUCUGUGAUUAGAUCUGAAGCACGUAGUUUCAACGUGACCACCACGAGGAAGGAGGUCGUUGUGGCGGCUGCUCCUCUUCUCUCUUUGCCGGAAAACAGGGUUAUCCCUCUCUCCAACCUCGACCUGCUUAUCCCUCCUGUCGACAUCAACGUUUGCUUCUUCUACAAGAAACCACUUUAUGGCAUUAUUGGUGAUGCCCUCAAAACGGCUAUGGCGGAGGCUCUUGUCUCCUACUACGUUCUUUCCGGGGAGGUCUCCAUCAAUCCCACCAACGGAGAGAACGAGAUUCUCUGCAGUAACGGUGGUGUGGAGUUUGUGGAAGCCGCUGCUGACGUGGAACUCCGAGAGCUUAACUUGUAUGAACCUUAUCAAAGUAUUGCCAAGUUUGUUCCCAUGAAAAAGCAUGGAGUCUUUGCUAUUCAGGUAACUGAACUGAAAUGUGGGAGCGUAGUAGUGGGAUGCACAUUUGAUCACCGUAUAGCAGAUGCUUAUUCCAUGAACAUGUUCCUCGUCUCGUGGGCCGAGAUAUCUCGAUCCGAUAUACCGAUUUCGUAUGUACCUUUGCUCAAAAGAUCCCUCUUAAAGCCACGACGACCCUUGAUCAUCGACUCUUCAAUAGACAAACUGUACAUGCCUAUAACGUCCUUGACCGUUCCACAAGAAAUCACUAAUCAAGAUAAUAUCCUAACAAGCCGUAUCUAUUACAUCAAAGCAGAUGUCUUAGAAAAGUUUCAAACUCUGGCUACUAAUGGUAAGAGGACCAAACUCGAGUCUUUCAGUGCGUUUCUAUGGAAACUCUUGGCUAAACACGCUGCAACAGAGUCGGUACUCCCGACUAAAACCUCGAAACUUGGCAUCGUUGUUGAUGGAAGGAAGAAACUUAUGGAGCAAGAGAACUGCAAUUACUUUGGGAACGUCCUCUCAGUUCCAUUUGGAGAGCGGAGAAUCGAUGACUUGAUCCACAAGCCAUUGUCUUGGGUGACAGACGAGGUUCACAAGUUACUGGAGAGUACAAUGACCAAAGACCAUUUCUUGAACUUGAUCGAUUGGGUUGAGACUAGCCGUCCGAUACCAGUUAUAUCAAGGAUCUACAGUACAGGAUCCAACGAUGGACCCGCUUUCGUUGUUUCGUCUGGAAAGAGUUUUCCAGUGGCCCGGAUUGAUUUCGGGUGGGGCUCGCCUGUUUUUGGAUCGUACCAUCUCCCACCCGGGAGCAGAGCUGGUUACGUAAUGACAAUGCCGAGUCCGGUGGAAAACGGUGGCUCCGGAGAUUGGACGGUUUACUUGCAUCUUACGAAAGGACAGUUGAGGUUUAUUGAACAAGAGGCUUCUCAUGUGUUUAAUCCUGUUGACAACGACUAUCUCAAGAUUUAAAGCAUUAUCAAACUUUGGUUAUAUUAUUAUGCAAAUAAAGGCUUAUAUAAAUUUGGCUUUUAUAGUUGUAAAUUUCAGUUUAAGAUCA
This is a messenger RNA of Arabidopsis thaliana (thale cress), 1760 nucleotides long. RefSeq names its product HXXXD-type acyl-transferase family protein. The transcript has 2 exons. Bases 227 to 1672 code for a protein of 481 amino acids. NCBI's taxonomy places the organism in Eukaryota, Viridiplantae, Streptophyta, Magnoliopsida, Brassicales, Brassicaceae. The record is from RefSeq and is marked reviewed.